This is a messenger RNA of Cannabis sativa, 729 nucleotides long. RefSeq names its product protein terminal ear1 homolog. Gene Ontology annotation, molecular function: nucleic acid binding. Bases 1 to 729 code for a protein of 242 amino acids. The transcript is spliced from 4 exons. NCBI's taxonomy places the organism in Eukaryota, Viridiplantae, Streptophyta, Magnoliopsida, Rosales, Cannabaceae. The record is from RefSeq and is a predicted model, not a curated record.
AUGAAAGUAUCCAAACUAAAUCCCAAUGCAGCUUCCUUCGUACCAACGGAGAGUAUUAAUACCAACCCUUCUCCACCACCGUCCGAUCAUGAUCACCACCGUAGGCGAUCAAGGCCAAGGCCAAGGCCAAGAAACAACAAUGAUGAUGCAGUUGUUGUUGCUGUUGGACCAAGAAAAAAUAGUGGAAAAGUAUGGAGACCCAAAACAAUGCUUCAUAAUAAUAUUAUUAUUAUUGGAUCUACAUCUACACAACCUGCUUCUUCAUCUUCAUUUACAACUCUCAUGAUUAAAAAUGUCCCAAGUAGAUAUACGCGUGAAAUGCUUAUAGAGUUUGUGGAUAACUUCUGUAAGUUGGAAAAUGAUGAUGAUCAUCAUCAUAUAUACUCAGCCUAUGAUUUUCUCUAUCUUCCAAUGGAUUUCAGGAGAAAGUUGAACAAAGGUUAUGCCUUUGUUAAUUUCACAGAUGCAAGAGCAGCAUUGAAAUUUUGGGAAGCUAUGGAUCACAAAAAAUGGGACUAUUUUAGAUCUCCUAAAAUUCGACAAAUUGUCCAUGCAACCAUUCAAGGAAGGGAGGCAUUAGAGAGAAGAUUUAGGAAAUCAGAGUUUUGCUGUGAAUUUGAAGAAUAUUUACCUAUAAGUUUUUGUCCUCCUAGAGAUGGCUCUAAUGGAUUACAAUCUUGUGGAACAAAUAUUGGAAGAGUGAUGAUUGGGAGUACUAACAACUACUAA